Molecule: messenger RNA, 2236 nt
Organism: Odocoileus virginianus texanus
Lineage: Eukaryota; Metazoa; Chordata; Mammalia; Artiodactyla; Cervidae
Gene: SACK1D
Product: family with sequence similarity 83 member D
Biological process (GO): regulation of TOR signaling; signal transduction; protein localization to mitotic spindle
Cellular component (GO): mitotic spindle pole; cytosol
Molecular function (GO): protein kinase binding
Source: RefSeq, a predicted model, not a curated record
GAGCCGGGUAGUGUCCGAGCGCCGCCAUGGCCUUGAGGUACGAUGGCCUGGACGAACUGCCCGCCGCCUGCCUGUCGCCGUGUGGGCCUCCCAACCCGGCCGAACUGUACAGCGAGGAGCGGCGCUUGGCGCUCGAGGAGCUGCUGGCGGGCGGCCCCGACGCCUUCUCGGCGUUCCUGCGACGCGAACGCCUCGGCCGCUUCUUGAACCCAGACGAGGUGCGCGCCAUCCUGCGCGCGGCCGAAAGGCCCGGCGAGGAGGGCGCGGCGGCGGGGGCCGAGGACUCUUUCGGCUCGUCGCACGACUGCUCGUCCGGCACCUACUUCCCCGAGCAGUCGGACCUGGAGCCGCCGCUGCUGGAACUCGGCUGGCCCUCCUUCUAUCAGGGCGCCUACCGCGGGGCCACGCGCGUCGAGGCGCACUUCCAGCCCCGCGGCGCGGGCGCCGGAGGCCCCUAUGGCUGCAAGGACGCGCUGCGCCAGCAGCUCCGCUCGGCGCGAGAGGUGAUUGCAGUGGUGAUGGAUGUUUUCACGGACAUCGACAUCUUCCGAGACCUGCAGGAAAUCUCUCGGAAACAGGGAGUUGCUGUCUACAUCCUCCUGGACCAGGCUCUGCUCUCUCAGUUUUUGGAUAUGUGCAUGGAUCUGAAAGUUCAUCCCGAAGAAGAAAAGCUGAUGACUGUCCGGACGAUUACAGGAAAUAUUUACUACGCCAGGUCAGGAACUAAAAUUGUUGGGAAGGUUCAUGAAAAGUUCACACUGAUUGAUGGCAUUCGUGUGGCUACAGGCUCCUACAGUUUUACAUGGACAGAUGGCAAACUAAACAGCAGCAACUUGGUGAUUCUGUCCGGCCAAGUGGUUGAACACUUUGACCUGGAGUUCCGAAUCCUCUACGCACAGUCAAAGCCCAUCAGCUCCAAGCUCCUGUCCAGCUUCCGGAUCAGUGGCAGGUUUGACCAUCUUGUCGAGCAGAAACUGCUGUCUAAGGAGCUCACACUGGGCAACCUGCUGCGGCUGCGGCUGGCCAGGCUCUCGAGCACUCCCCGGAAGGCCGAGCUGGGUGGCGAGGAGGGCCGGGCAGAGGCUGGGUGCGGGGCCUCCAAGGCCUCCACCAUCAGCGAAGAGGACUACUUCAGCAGCCGCAGGGACAGGCUGGAGGGCAGGAGGGCGACUGAUGCCGCCACUCAGACAGAGCCAGGAGAGGAGACACCCGCUGUGAGCAUGAGUGACGUGGGGACACAAGCCAGCGCGGCCAUGGCAUGCGCCGGCACCCAGACCGCAGUGGCCACCAGGGUGGUGAGCUCCCAAACCGUGGUCCCGACCACAUCGGCCACUACCCAAACUGACGUGGACGAGGGUGUUCUCGCCUCUCCGGGAAGCCAGUCUAAGGAAGCGUCACCAGUAUCAAAGAUGUCUGUGUCGCGCUCCUCCAGUUUGAGAUCCUCCUCCUCUCUGUCCUCCCAAGGCUCCGUGGCCAGCUCCAUCGGUUCCCAGACUUCCUUCAGAUCCACUGACUUUGCCACGCCUGGACACCCUAAGUACUGGAGCACCCCCCACUUCGAUCUGUGCUUCAGAGACUCAUUCAGAAACUUGAAUAAAGAGAGACAGUUUCACUUUGCUGGGAUCAGGUCCCGGCUCAACCACAUGCUGGCCAUGCUUUCAAGAAAAACAUUCCUUACUGAAAACUACCUUGGUUUUAAUUCCGGAAGUUUUGCCAGAUCAUCCACUAACUUGCUGGCAGUUCGAGAAAUCACGCUUUAUCCAUCUUAUCAGUGACAGCUCCACACAUUCAGAGCUCCUGGCCUCAAACAGCCUUGCAGUAGAUGUCAUUGGAGCAUCCCGCUUUCCAGAAUGUCUCCUGUCCUCAUUGCCUUUCCUUCACUCUGAUUUUCUUUGAACUCUAUGAGCUGCAUGGUAUUUUAUGUGCUUUAUGUUUAUUUUAUCAUGUAUAAACCCAGUCUUGGUUUUAUGGUUUAAACACUAUGGGUACAGUUUCUUUGCACAAUUUUAAUAUGGAUAGCUCUUCAAGAGAAUGUUUCAGGGUUCUCAGGUAAUUCAGGUAAGAGAUAAAAUAUGUGUUGCAUUUUUAGAUUUAUGUGCUCUAUUGUUUUAGAGGUUUGAAUUACUAGUUUUCAUGAUCAAAAUCCUGUUCAGGAAAAAAACUCAAAACUCUGUUUCUUAGGUGUGUCCCUUCUUGAGGAUAUCUGUGUUCUUAGCAUUAAAUAGAUGUAAACAAA